Molecule: messenger RNA, 4499 nt
Organism: Amphiprion ocellaris (clown anemonefish)
Lineage: Eukaryota; Metazoa; Chordata; Actinopteri; Pomacentridae
Product: transmembrane protein 132D
Exons: 9
Coding region: 549-3953 (1134 amino acids)
Source: RefSeq, a predicted model, not a curated record
GUUAAUCCUACCAGCAGCGUACUGGACGUGGCUUCCUGAGCGGAUGAACAGUGACAGAUGAUGAGUUUAGUGCCCUGAGGAUUGCGGACAAGAUAGUCAGUGAUCUGCUAUCAGCCAUUUAACACCGCAGAGUCCCAGCCGCGGCGGCAGCCUGGGAGACCGACUCAAUCUGAGCGACUUGUGGAGAUAAUUCGCUCGGAGGGGGUAAUAGUGAUUCAAACGGGGAAUUCUCCGUCUCACAGGUUAACCUCGGCACUCCCACCUCUUCUACCCGAACGCAAAGUCUGGAGGAGAGACAUCUCCAGUAUCGUUACGCACAACUUUUACGCACAGCCGGAGAGUCGCCGAUGCAUAGAUCUUGACGCACGGUCCAUGUCACCUGCAACACGGACUACACAACAACUUCUACUCCCACAGGUGUGAUUAUGUUAAGUGUGCAGACUGCAGGAAUGGAUUUAACGAUCCUCUCCAUACUCUGCUGAAACGCAGCCCAAACCGCACGGACACAGGGAACUUGCUUGGAACAGCGAGCCGCGCCGGGUGCCAAAAUGAGCCUUUACCGGAAGAGCUGGAGGAUCUUACAGAUAUUCUUUGCAACGAUCACAGCAAUUCUCACACAAGAUCUGAGCAGUAAGGAAUUGACUGACAGUAAGAGCCCAGUGCCUUUCCCUGUCUUCUUGCCGGUCAACUACGAGGUGCGCGAUGCUGACUACCUCUUCCUAAAGGAGGCCGGCCAGGACUUUAUGAGGAACUCCAGCAUGCAGAGUCACACGCAGCCGUUUGUUAUUUUAAGAGCCAGCCGGCAGCCUGCUGUCAACGCCAGCUAUGGCCCUAUGUCCACAGAGAGGUCUGUGCCUCAAGAUCUGGUCCAGUCUGUGCAGCUCUUCAACGCCCCAGAGGUCUUUACCUUUAACUGGAAAAUCCAGACCUUCGUGCUGACGCCUCGGGUUUUCUCCUCCAAGCCCAAAGUGCGGGUCCUCUUCUAUGUUGCGGGGAGGGAUUGGAACAGGGGGCAAGGAGCUGUGGACGAGCUACCAUGUGUGACAGUGUAUGCUUUCUGGCAAACCCAGGAGGUGAGGGGUUCCUGUGCCAUGGGAGGUGAAAGAGGGACCUGCAUGGCCGAGCUGGCGCCUGCGCUUGGCUGGUUUGCUCCGGGGUCGGAGGGCACCAGCAGGGAGAGGCAGGAUCCAUCUGCUGGGAACCCUGUGGAGAUGUACUACCAGGCUCAGCCCAAAGUCAACGGGAAGUGUAAUUCUGUGGACGGGAGUCGCUGGGGCGCUUCACAGCAGCAGGCUGAGUAUGUUCCUGUGACUCCCAUGCAGAGGAUUGGCAGUGUGCGUCUUCUGCAGGUGCCUAAAGGGAUGGCAACGCUCUCUCGGCUCAAGCUUGGCAACGCCAUCGUCAUACGGACAUCCUCCAAACCUCUGAAGAAGACUGACAUCGCCACCUUCUACAUACUUAUGGCCAGCUCUGCUCAGCUGACUAACUUCACUCUCAGAGCAUCGGUAAAGAAAGGUGUGACCUUUCGAACAGCGACACCCAGUAACUCUCUGCUGUGGGACAUCACUCUGGAUAUGGGUGCAGAUGGAGCCAUCGCUGUCAUCUGUCAGAGAAAGGCGCCCAUACCUGGGAAAAGGCUUGAAAGCAGUCUGCUGGAGGUACUUCAGAUGGAUUUUGAGGUUGAGGAGCUGAGCACUCCUCUCGAGAGUCAGGUGAUCAUAUGGAAGCUGGAGCUGCCAUCAGCGUCCAAAGCUGUCACCAAGACCGAAGGAGCCAUGAGGAUCUAUACCACUCAGAGAGACUUUGUCGGCCUGGCUCCUCUUAUAAUGAACACUGAGAUCCUAAACACAGCUGUGCUGACCGGAAAGAAGGUGGUGAUGCCUGUGAGGACUGUAGCGGUGGAGGAAGAUGGAGUAGUUACAGAUGUAUCUGACUACACAGACUGUAGCUCCACUGAUGAAGAUGUUCUCAAGGUGUCAGACAGGUGCGACUAUGUUUUUGUAAAUGGCAAAGAGACGAAGGGCAAGGUGAAGAUGAUGGUAAACUUUUCCUACAGCUACCUGAGCGCUCAGCUUGAACUGAACGUGUGGAUGCCGCAACUGCCCCUCCAGAUUGAGCUGUCAGACACAGAGCUGAGCCAGAUCAAGAGCUGGAGGAUACCCAUCUUAACCUCAAAAAGACCUGGCUGGAACAGUGACGAAGAUGACCGCAAGGGGAAGGGCUGCAUGCUGCAGUUUCAGCAUGCUCUGGUCCGGGUGCUAACCAGUUUUGUAGCAGAGCAGGCAGACCCUCGGGAUCCUCAGGCCUAUUUUCUGGGCACUGAUUGGCAGGUAGAUGUCACAAGGUUGGUUCGAUACUUCAUGAAGGUGGAGGACCCUCGAGUGGCAAGGCUACAGGGAGGAAGGGUGCUGUUGGGGCGUGACCUUGGAACCACCACGAUCCAGGUGUUUUCUCCUCUGUCUGAUGCCAUCUUGGCUAAAACAACUGUCAAAGUCGUGGAUGACAAAGUGACAAUCACAGAGAUGGGGGUGCAGCUGGUUACAGGCCUCUCUCUGACCUUACAGCUCAGUUCAGGAAGCAACAGGGCAAUCUUGGCUACCACAACCACCCAAGAGAUCUUACAAAACCCCAAACAGGAAGCUUUGGUCAGUGCCUGGUUACAGUUCAGUGAUGGCAACCAGACACCUCUUGACAUUUAUGACCCAGCCUACCACCGUGUGACGGUGACAUCUCUGGAUCAGGGGGUGGUAUCAGUGCAGGGCACACCUCCAGUUGUUGUGGCAGAAGGAGAGGGUGAGGGAGUCCUGAUCAGAGUGGAAAUGUCCAUCUGUGAGGCCUGCCAGAAGUCCAAACGCAAAAGUACCGUCGCUGUUGGCAAUGGCAGCCUCAAGGUCAAGUUUCAGGUUAACACUCGGCGGCCAGAUGGCAUCACCAGCAGCAGUGGUAGCUACAAGGACAAUGGCAGUGACUAUGGGAGCGAUGGGGAAGAGGUGGGCAGUGAGAGGAAGCAGAGGAAGCCGUCUCAGGAUCCUCCACCACGUAUCUCAAAUUCAGACCGAGAGGAGAGUGCCAUUCAGAAGAUCACAACCACCAUCAAAUCUACAGAAAGAACCUUGAUAACCAGUGGCAGCCUCGGAGGUGUGGGUAAGACCAGUAAUUCAGGAAACCCUGGAAGUCCUACCAGUGUGCUGAAUGUUAGCCUGAUGAGCAGCCCCAGUGACAGCAGCAAAGGAUAUGGCUCUGACAAUAUGAUAGUGGAGGACAUGAGCAGUGUAAGCUUUACUAGCACUGUGAAGGCCCCUGGGAAUCUGGUGAACUACAACAACUUCCCCACCAAGGUGGAGAUACCUGGACAGGAGACAGCAGAGGUAGAAAUUGGUGGCGAAGACAUGUUGGCCAACAGGCCUCUCACAGACUUAGAGAUUGGCAUGUAUGCUUUGUUGGGUGUUUUCUGUCUGGCCAUCCUGGUGUUUCUGGUAAACUGUAUCUCAUAUGUUGUUAAGUUCAGACACAAGAAACCUCCGUCUCAUGGCCAGGAGCCCACGGGACACAGGCAUGACUGGGUAUGGCUCGGCACAGAUGCUGAGCUGGUGAUGAGUGUGCCAGGCAGCCCGGUCCAGCAAGACUCCCAGACUACAACCACUGUUAUAGACAUUGGGCCUGACAAGACUGCCUCUCUUUCCAGGAGGCCCAGUUGCUUGGCCUCUGUUACAGACUCUCCCCUCAGCUGCGUAGGCUCAGUCAGGAGCAAACCUGUGCACAGUGAGUCCCUCCACUCACCCACCAGCAAGAGAAAGAGGGUUCAGUUCACCACCUUUUCCACACUAGAGCGUCAGCAUUCGCCACAUCUCCCGCCAAGAGAGAAUGGCCAUGGCAUCCACUGGGUUGGGAAGGAAGACAGUUGUGGGGAGGAACCUCAAGUGCCCAUCACAGAGCCUGGGGAUCAGUUAUAAUACAGUACCUGAUCAGACCUCCCAUGUACAGUAGAUGUGGCUUUGAUCACCUCAAUGCCUUUGUCAAGUCUGACAACUGUCAAAAAUAUGUAAUUCUGGAAUCGCCCUCCUCUACAUUUCAUUACCUAUCAAGGCCUUUUACAUGUACAUGUACUGUAUAUUAUUGUGAAUAUUGGAGAGUGGAUGUGAGUGAUAAUGUUUCAGAUGGACAACCAGAUGGACUCUUAUUUACACAAUAUGUAAAGCCACCAAAUGUUAAUGAUGCAUGUGGAUAUCUACUUCUCUAAAUUUUGCACUCACAUGCUGGUAUAUAUAGUACAGAGACACAUUCAAAAAUAUCCCAGAUUACAAAUAUAUUGAUGACCAGUUGUACUAAAGAACUCAGUCUGAAAGAUAUAGAUUUCACCAGAAAUGUGGCUUUGAUUAAAAAUAGUUCUAACUAAAAUGGCUGUUUUCUAUUAUGAAAUAUGGAAGACCCAUGUCUUUGUAAUUUUAAGUUGAUUCAAUUUUCAUUUGUCUUUUUCAUUAAAACACUAUGAUCUUGAA